AUGAAUGUUGAGGUCAAGUCGGCGUCACCAGAAGUUUGGGCUGAUCGUAAAUCUGCAUCUCCAGCCAACUACUUCUCGGACGCGCCCGUCACCGCCGAGUGGCCGAUGCUCGAUAAUACACAUCUGAUCCUACGCUAUGCGGAGCGGAUCGUUUGGUUGGUCAAGUGCUGGGUGCCGUCGGAAAGUUUGUUCCUUCUCCGUCGUUUGCUGGGCGUUCGCACAGAGGACGAAAAACAAACCAAAGUCUCAAAAUUCGCCAAGAAUGAGCUCCUAGUCAUUAACAUUGGUGCAACAUCGACUGGCGGACAAGUACUGAACAUGAAAGGGGAUCUUGAGAAGAUUCAAAUGACCUCACCCACAUGUACCGAAGUUGGGGAGAAGGUUGUUCUCAACUGCUCCCGACGUAUUGGCACCAAGACAUAA
This is a messenger RNA of Suillus subaureus, 423 nucleotides long. RefSeq names its product initiation factor eIF2 gamma, C terminal-domain-containing protein. Bases 1 to 423 code for a protein of 140 amino acids. Gene Ontology annotation, molecular function: tRNA binding; translation initiation factor activity. Gene Ontology annotation, biological process: positive regulation of translational fidelity; formation of translation preinitiation complex. The record is from RefSeq and is a predicted model, not a curated record. The transcript is spliced from 4 exons. Lineage: Eukaryota; Fungi; Basidiomycota; Agaricomycetes; Boletales; Suillaceae. Gene Ontology annotation, cellular component: eukaryotic translation initiation factor 2 complex; cytosol.